UGCUAUCCGCCUAUUAUCAUCAAACAGGUUGAAUAUCGACCUGGGCGAGAACUGAAUUAUCAAACAUCUUUAAGCACGAGGCGCCUAGCACGCCGUUCAACGCGCCAAGAUGCUUGCAGUCCCAGGACCCCCGGAUUCCCUUCGCCAGCUAUGCCCUCAUUGCGAACACUCGUUCAGUCUACGAUACCUGCAUGAGCACCUAGAAACAAGUCACUUGGGCGUUAAAUGCUAUUUCCCAGGCUCCAACCUAGUUCUCCUUGUAGAAGAUGAUUUCACAAUGACCCAAGAGCUGUCCCACGCUAACCUACGCAACGGCGGUGGGCAUAGGGAUGGUGAAUAUUGGUGUCACUGGCCAAACUGCAACUCAUCCAAUACUCCCCAUUCCUACAAGAACGAUUCCAACUUAAAGCGCCAUCUUCGCAUGAAGCAGAAAAGGAUAUAUCGAUACAAUCUCAACGUUGUUCAGCCUGCUGGUCCUGCUGCAGUCCCCGGCCCAGUUGCAACCGCAGUCCCCGUCCCGGUCCCUGUUCCGGUCCCUGCCCCUGCGGCCAUGCCCGUCCCCAACUCCGAGCCUGAGCCUGAGCCCGAGCCCGCCCCGCCGGCUUAUCCUCUACAUGACCAAGCCGUGAUCGACGAAGCGGUGCUUCAGGUACGCCUAGCAAUGGCACGACGAGAGGCCAAGUACGAGUGUUUUCGAUCUAUGAUCAUGCCACAGGAGCCACAGGACGCCACCCAAACAAUGACUCCAGAUCAACGCACGAUGUUUCGCAUAGAGAUCAAGGAGGUCAACGACGCUGUCGACGAAGCUCUCCUUAGGAUCUUCAGCAUUGUUGGCCACGGCCCUAACGGCAACCUCCAGGAGCUUUGGGACACCUAUCCGAGUAUACUUUAUGACGUACAGCUCAAGAUGAAGUUCUGGCUUAACCACUUCACCGUGUUCGAUGAUCAAGUGCAGGAGUGGAACAGCUACCUUCGCCAGCACACUAAGUUCCAGUCGAUUGUUGACAAGAUCCUUGACGAGGUCAAGAAAAUACCUUGCCAAUCGGUGCACCAGCCCGUCAAGAUUGAGGAGCCUGAGUUGAAGAUUGAAGAAAAUGAGUGAUUCUUCUGCUGUCUCGGUGUCUCAACUACUAUUUCCUCCCCUUUGGUUUGCCAAUAUUUGCAGGACGGUUGACAAUAGGGAAAAGUGCGGUUGUCUAAUAGUGCGGCUUGCGAAUUAUCCGGAUGAACCUUUUGCAGGACGGGAUGUCCAUCAUUGCAGUCGACAGCAUGUCUUUGGCAAGCUAUAUGUACAUUGCAUUUGAUUUUGCGUUUGAUUUUCAACAAAGCCUGAGAAGCUUCUUCAUGUCAUCCAUUUCUGGAGACCUCAUGUAUCAUAGUGCAAUCGUGGAAAACCUGGCUCGUGAGAAAAGAAAAAAAGGUCUUGAUAUCCAACCUGUGAAUUACAUCCCCCGUGAUGUUUCAAUAUCGGUGAUUUCAUAGGCAGGCUAGCUAGCUUACUAUAGAUUAAGUCUGAUGGACAGUAUGAA
Daldinia loculata is the source of this 1529-nucleotide messenger RNA. RefSeq lists its product as uncharacterized. The transcript is spliced from 2 exons. The record is from RefSeq and is a predicted model, not a curated record. NCBI's taxonomy places the organism in Eukaryota, Fungi, Ascomycota, Sordariomycetes, Xylariales, Hypoxylaceae. The coding region runs from base 110 to 1102 and encodes 330 amino acids.